Molecule: messenger RNA, 1067 nt
Organism: Amborella trichopoda
Lineage: Eukaryota; Viridiplantae; Streptophyta; Magnoliopsida; Amborellales; Amborellaceae
Product: C2H2 and C2HC zinc fingers superfamily protein
Cellular component (GO): U12-type spliceosomal complex
Molecular function (GO): zinc ion binding; nucleic acid binding
Source: RefSeq, a predicted model, not a curated record
GGAACUGUGAACGCUUAUUUUUAAAAUAAAAUAGACGAUCUAGAUCAUUUGUUGCCAUAUACGUCAUUUUUAAAACUUGAAAUCUUAGUUUUUUUCGCAACUUUAAUAUUCAAAUUGAGAUGAUCGAUAUUAAUUUUUAACACUUAGAAUUGCAACGAGGCUUUAUGGAGGAAGAGAAAGACAUUGCGGCCCUCUAAUGGAGCUUUCACGCUUCUAUGGGCGAAAGGCAGAGCACAAAACAGGUUAGAGCAUUUUAGAGAGAAAGAGAGAGGAGCGAGAUGCCAUUGGGGAAGUACUAUUGCGAUUACUGCGACAAGCCGUUUCAGGAUACUCCCGCUGCCAGGAAGCGCCACCUGGAAGGCCUUCAUCACCAGAGAGCCAAAGCCCUCUGGUACGCCUCCUUCAAAGAGCCUCAUAGGAUUCAAUCGGAUGGCCUGGGGAGAGGAUUUUGCAACCAUUUUAUGCGCACGGGAUUUUGCCAGUAUGGGGAUGCUUGUAAAUACAUUCACACCAAGCCAGUCAUGCAGUUUGCGGGUCCUUUACCUGUUGGAAAUCCUGGUUCAAACAUGAGCACAACUUUCCAAUCAUCAGCUACUUUUGGAAAUCAAUCCAUGAGAGGUUCUUUCCCAGGGAACACAAUCACGGAGCGGGUGGGGUUAUCAUUGGCGAAUUUACCCCCUUCACUGAGGCCCCCACCUGAAGGAGGGUACCCUGAACUCCCCUUUAUGGACUGGGGUUAGUUAUAACCUCCUUAUUCAAGUUUGUACGUACUUCCCUUUUUUUUUUUUGGGAGCAAAUUGUGGAACAUUUCCUGCUUUUUUCCAUCCCUACAAUGCCUAUUAUAUCAACAAGUCUAAUCGAUGUUUCAAAAUGCUGUGUGUGUGUGUGUGAAAUGCAUGAAGAUCACUGCACAUUUGAAACAUGCAAGUCUAGAUCCCCUUUUAAAUCAUUCAUUUGGAGUUUGAAAGUGACAAUUUAGUUCUCACCAUAUGCAUGUUAGUUCUGGCCAUAUGCAUGGUAUGUGAAUGAUAUUUAUGAGGAGUUUAUUCAGAUCAUUCCACGAGUCA